AUGGUAAGCUAUCAGAAACUGCUAGGGAAGCUUAUCUACCUCACCAUUACAAGACCAGACAUUUGUUUUGUUGUCCAAGUUUUAAGCCAGUUUAUGCAGAAUUCAAAGCAAUCACAUUUGGAUGCUGCAUUGAGGGUAGUUAGAUAUCUAAAAGGAUCACCAGGAAUGGAAUUUCUGUUAAAGAAAGGAGCAAUAGAAGAAAUCAUAGCUUAUUAUGAUGCAGAUUGGGCAGCUUGCCCAAGUACAGGAAGGUUUAUGAUUGGUUAUGUAAUAAAACUAGGAGAAUCACUGAUCUCAUGGAAGUCAAAAAAGCAGUCAACUGUGAGCAGGAGCUCUACUGAAGCAGAAUAUAGAAGCAUGACAGCAGUGACUUCAGAGUUGGUUUGGCUAGUGCGCUUGCUGAAGGAGCUGGGAUUAACUGUAAAAGAGCCAGUGAUGUUGCACUGUGAUAGCAAAGCAGCUAUGCAAAUUGCAGCCAAUCCAGUCUACCAUGACAGAACAAAACAUAUAUAA
Molecule: messenger RNA, 513 nt
Organism: Nicotiana tabacum (common tobacco)
Lineage: Eukaryota; Viridiplantae; Streptophyta; Magnoliopsida; Solanales; Solanaceae
Source: RefSeq, a predicted model, not a curated record